AUUUGGCAAAGUCGUCAUGAGGAAGAAGGCGGCUGCCGCAGUGUUUACAUGGUGAGCGCUUCGGUGGUGAUCGUUGUGUUCCAGGUGAGGGGCAGGCUGCUACAGCGUUUGCGUCAUGUCCGGCACAGAUGAGUACAGAAAUAUCUCGGAAAAGGAGACCAAGAAAACGAUCAGCUACUGCGUGGCGGACACCGUGCGCAAUCUGCAGUUGAGCCAUGUCACGUCGGGCAAGCACGUGACGAGCGAUGAGGACGAUGCUAACAAGCUGUGCUGUGCCCUGGAGGCCACCUUCAUGCACGGUCUCAAGGACAAGUACCUCCGCAGUGAUGCCCCCUCAGACAAACGCGUCCGGUGGAAUAACCGGACUUCCGGUGGACUCCCCGAACCGGUCUUUUGGAGCCUGCUCAAGUCCAUCACGCACAGGAAUGUGCUGGCAGAAUUGAACAGCCUAAAAUUCAUCAACACGGACAUAGGCCGCUGCCGGGCCUGGUUACGCCUGGCGUUGAAUGACAGCCUAAUAGAGUGCUACGUCACGUCUCUGCUGCGUGAGAAGGCCACCCUGGCUGACGCCUACCAUCCAAGCGCCUUCCUCAUGGACCCUGAGGAGACCACCAUCUUCCUCUCCUACCUCCAGGGCACCGCCAGCUUGACCUUCACCCUCUCCUACAAAUCGAGUGUUCUCAACGAGUGGACGACAACGCCACUUGCUCUUGCCGGCCUUUUGCCGCACAGCAUCUCGUCAAAUCUGGACAGUCUGGACCGCCGGCCCAGUAUGAGCAGCGUAGCGAGCUCGUCCUCGGAUGGCAGUUCGAUCGCGUCAACCACAAGUGAUGCCGUGGAGGUUUUCCGGGGGGUGCCGAAGCGCAGCUACAGCCAUUCCGAGCGACUAGGCACGGGGCCUGGGCAGGGACGGCAUGGGGGAAUAACAGGCAACGUUGGUGGGAACAUUACAGCAGUAGCAACGACACCGCAGGAGAAUCGGCUGCACCCGGAACAGUACAGCUGGCAAGGAGGAACGCAAGAAUCGUUGGGUGCACAUAUGGUAAUGCAGGGUACGUUGCUCGCACCCGCGAAUGUGACUGUGGAUGGGAUGGAUCGCACCCAAUCGACCCACAAUGAUACCUUAAAGUUUAGUAUUGAUUGCGAAGUGAAAGGAGUUCGCUCUGCUUUGAGCAGUGCUACUGACGUAAAUGGAUUAGGCCCAUGCAGCAACCUCCCUAAAGGAAGUGGGGUUGCCCCGAGUCUCUCGGAAAAAUUAAGUCUCCAUCCUUCUGGUUUGGAAUGCAAGAGUCUGCCUCCUGAUGACAUGACAGGAUCGUCUUGCAGCACACCACUCACUGAUGGUGUCAACAGCCACGCCAGCCCAGCAUCAAGCGGAACUCCAUCCGACGAGGUCAGCCCGGCUUUAGAGGCGAUGGAGGAUCCAUUCACAUUGAAUGUGCGGUUCGUCACUAAUGCCAACUCUACUGCCCUUAUAAAUGCCGGUCCCCUUAACUUGCAAGCCAUGUUCCCAUCGGAUGGAGUGAGAGGGGCUUCCGCCUCGUGGAACGGAGCACUCCUACGAACACCCGGUAUCGCCGCAGCACCCUCGGGACUCUCAGUGGAUGAUGAUGAGGUCACUCCGGAGACUCCCUCGAGGGUGGAUGACGCCAUAAGCAGGAGAAGAAGCAGCGGCCGAGAUCUCUUCGGCUCAGAGGAGGACAUUUACACGCUGAGCACAGGCGGGAGGGAGGCAACAUCCCAGACAGGCGGCUCUUUGCACCCUGUUGUGGGACGACAGGAGCGCGCUGCCUCCAGUGCCUGCCCCGACACAGAGCACGCAAGCAUGAGCUCAUCUGCCCCUUGCUCGUCGCUCAGCAACAUUGUGGUGGUGCACAAGAGGAAAACAGGCGUCUACAACCCAUUUCAAAACAUCCUGAAGAUGGGCAACCUGGAGAAGCGCACGGGCACCAUAUUGCUGUGGAAGGAGUACCACUGUGUGCUGGCGCCCAUGUCCCUGCAGCUCUUCAACCCAGGCUCAGAGGUGCACGGCAAGCCCAAAGAGGUCUACAUGGUCGCACAUUUCCAGGGUGUGAGUAGAGGCGGCAGUAGCAACCUCUUCCAGGUCGGAGGUGGAAACCGCUGUUGCCUGGAGCUCACCUACUCGGGCACCCGCAUACACCUGCGUGCGCCCUCAGAAGAGCAGGCAGACGACUGGGUUGAACGGUUGCAGGAGGCCAUCACCGCCAUGCAGUUCUUGCCAGCCGAUGAUAACGACACAACAAUCCAAGGACCACAAAAUCACUGCACAUCUGGACCACUGCACCCAGAGCCCACGGUUGAUGAAAGCUGUCUGGUACAGCCACUGCUACACGGUGUGCUAAAGGUACAGCAGAUACAGCAAGAGGAGACAGCAGGCACGGGGCACGCAUGGAAGUCAUUCUACUUCACUCUGGACAAGGACACACUGUGCCGCUAUGCCAUGAGCGAUCGCAACGGCGCCCCUGUCCGCACACACGGAACUCGCGAACUACGGGACGUGGAGAGAAAGCGGGGUGCGCCACGCAGAUUCAGCAUUGUGUUGGGCAGUGACACCCUGCACCUGCGUGCCGUUAGUGAGAUGGAGGCACGCCUGUGGGUUCACACGCUCAGACGCGUGCAGGGGCAGCAGACGGGGUCAGGGGAGCAUUGCAGCAAGAGUCCAGAGCGAGUAUGGGGGCGCAACGGUGAGGGUGAAGAAGAGGGCACCACUAUCACCAGCUCCUUCCUCAACCUGCUCACCGAGCUGCCCGCAGAGAAAGGCCUGGAUGCACAGAACUGCAAGUGUGCUGGUUGCGGCCGGGAGAUCGGAUUCUGCUAUGGUAAAGCCAAGGUGUGCUCCUACAGUCGGCGCUACUACUGCGUGCACUGCCACGCAGACGAUCUCGUCCUCAUCCCCGGGCGCGUGCUGCAUAACUGGGACGUCAGUCUGCAAAAGGUGGCAAAGCAGGCCAAGGAGUUCCUGGAAUACAUAGCGGAGGAGCCACUGCUGGACGUGAGCGAGGUGAACCCUAAGCUCUAUAAGCAUGUGGCUGAGCUGGCAUCCCUGCGAACCAUGAGACAGCAACUCAAGUCACUGCGGGCCUACCUCUUCACCUGCCGCUCCAUCGUAGCAGACGAGCUCAGGCGAAGGGUUUUGCCGAGGGAGUAUCUGCUGGCGCACAUGCACCUCUACUCCAUCACGGACCUCCAACAGGUCAUCGAUGGUCGGUUCGCCCCAUUCCUCGCCAAGACCAUCAAGUUUGCGUCCGACCACGUCUACUCGUGUGGCCUCUGCAGCCAGAAGGGCUUCAUCUGUGAAAUCUGCAACAGCUCUGAAAUAAUCUACCCCUUCGAGGUGUCUUCUACCACUCGGUGUGAUCGAUGCCAAGCCGUCUUCCACAAAGCCUGCAAGGGCAGCACGGUGCCCUGCCCUAAGUGCGUGAGACGGGAGCUGAGGACCAUGCAGAGAUACUGCAGACCCGAGGAGCACACUGGCCCUUCACAAGCCAUACCUGAAUUCCCGUACUCAAGCAGCCCCUGACGACAAUUUUUUGAAUGGUAAAAGGAAGGUGGGGGGGGGGGUUGGGAAGAUGACACUUGUUAAUGGGGCUACCGCCAGUUUAGCGGUAAAGUCGACUUGCGGUGCCACGUGGUGUACAGACUGCCCGGCGUUCAGGUGGGACGCUGGUAGGCAUUGCUACGCCUUGAGACUUCUAAGUUCCCACCAACUGCAUCGACUUCACGUGUCUGUGUACUUGUCAUAGACCACCCAUGUAUGAGGGCUGAGAUGUGACCAGGAGGCCUUCUUUCACUACAGCACCCAAGGCGAAAUCUGCACUGGAUGGAUACUUCCUGAAACCGCUGCCUACAAUUAUAUCUUACACUGUUCCUGAAAUUGAGCAUUUUAGAUGUGGUAUUUAUGGGAGCUGUUGGUGACUUAAAGGGGGAUUUCGGACAUCCCUUGUCUUUGAGUUUCUGGCAAAUGGCAUGGCUGUUCUCUCUGAGAUGAUGGAAGUCAGAGAGUCAGGCCCACAAGUAUCAGCCACUGUGGAGAGAAAUGUAUUGUCAGAAACUCAAAGUUGAUGCAUGAAAGAAUAUUUUCCUUAAACUAUUUUUUGUUCUGUGUUCUUUGAAAAAAUAAUCAUCCAUAGGUGUGGUAUUGUUGAUCAUUUGAAACAUAGGAAGAUGGUGAGUGAUGUAGGAGGCUUUAGAAUUUGUAAUUUAAAUAUUUUGGGAAAAAAUUCAAGCCAGUGAUUUACAUUUUGUGCACAUUUACUAUUCAUUCCUAAAUAAUAAUGUAAUUUAUGACAAAUUCAAAGUCAAGUUAAAUGAUGUUCAUGUUCAAAUGAACAAUAGACAAUGCUCAACUCCUUGGGCUGCCCUGAGCCAAUGGAUACCAUUGUACAAUUCUCUAUUCAACACAUCUGUUGACUUCUCAAAAAAGUUGUACCUAUCUUAUCAACACUUGAGGGAUGAUGGGAUGUAUUGAUCCCUGGCCAGGAUUGAACCGGCAACUUUCCAAUUGUGAGUCAUUUGCUCUUAGCAAUACGAAUAUCCAGCCAGAUCCCUUGUGAUAAAAUGACAUAUACUGUCAUAAUGGAUAAUAUUGUGGAUUAUACUCAGUACAUGCAGUCAAAAACAUAAAUUGAUCUUGCCGAGUGUUCGGUGACAAUCAUCGCAAAGUAGCAGUUCUGAGCCACAGGUGGAAAUUCCACAUUCGUGUGGCCAUUCUCUCCAUAGGACAUCCACUUGUGAUUUCCCACUGAGUGAAUCUGCUUUAUUAAGAAUGACCGGUGAUGGCAAGAAGUCGAAUCAAUGCUGGCCAAGGUUUAAACUCAAAACUUUGUGACAAAUUGCCCCAAUCAUGUGGAAAGCAUAUAUACUGGAAACAGUUAAAACAUAACUGAUUAUUUAUAUGGCAAACACAUCCUUAGUUUGCUUGUGUUACACCAAAUUAAUAAUUUGUUUUUAGUAAACUGAAAAAUUAUUUUACAAAAAAUAACUGAUUAUGAAGGCUUUCAUUCAGUGCAAUGUGCUUCCAGUAUCUUGAAGACUGGCCAUUUUUUUCCUGUUCAAGCUAGUUGUAUAUGCCGUUUCUGAAUGCACAGGACACCUGCAUUGCAUCGAUAGAUGCACAUGAUGAAUGAAUCCUAAACAAUCACUACAAAAUAGAGAGUUCUUCACAGCAUCAAAGGUGGUACACACUUGGCUUCAAAGACACUGCUAGGGCAUUGUGUAGAGGUGUGAGCAUUGUCUAUGCCAUAAAGUUACUUUUUAGUCAAAUAAAAUGUGUUCAUCUUUAUAACAUUUUUCAUGACAAAAUCAAGUAAAGAGCUAAAUGCCUUUCUACUCAACAAACCAUGCGGUAGUGCUUAUCUGCAAUGGCAGCCUCGAGCCAUUGGCCAAACUCAACAUUUGUUAUGGGGGCCAAUUUUGAAGAAUAUGAAGACCUUGAGUGUGUGUGCUCCAUCCAGAGGCUGUUAAGUGCCUAGAUCAAUAGCUCAGUCAAUUCGAAUUUAAAACGUCAGUGUUUCCUUGAUUAAAGGAGCACUGUGAAUACAUUAAUCUCUGUUGGCAACCCUGACUCCAUAGUGGAAAUUCCACAUACCCAUGGCAGGGGUCAUUCUAUCCAUAGGGUGAUCACUGUUGACAUACCAAGUGCUCUCUUACUAAUUCCAGGUUAUAUCCGGUUUCAGAUGUAGGUUAUUGCACUGGAAUACAGUGGACCUAUUGUGAAUUAUGUAACUUUGCACAGAAUUUCCCAGGUGGUUGUAGUAGAAAUCAAUCCUUAGAAAACUCGCUCGGUGGCAAGUGAAUACGUCCCCACACUAUCCAAUGAUAAGGUGUCUGAUUGGGGAGAUGGUAAAUACCUUCCACUCAUGUCUUUCAAAAUGAAUGUUCACUAAGUUCACAGAUCAAGGUAAUGGUUCAACCCCAGGAAUGUUAAGCUCAUAUCAGCCAGUGGGUGCAGGGACUGGCAGAGCCAUAUUCUAUUGCUGCUGUUGCGAGGUGAAGACCAUUUCUGGUCAUUGUGUUUACGUUUUUGUGAUGACCUCUGACGUACAGGUCAUGAGAUAUCGCGUAAUCUUUUAGGGUAUUUUUGUUUACACGAUUCUGCAAAAGGAUGCGUGAAAAUAUUCAAAGUUUAUUGCACAGUGAUGUACAAUUUGCACAGACGUUUAACAUGUUAUGUCUAUAAGGCGGGUCUCGUAUGCCAUGGCGGAGCCAGGAUUUUCAGUUCGGGCGAGGGGGGGCAACCUUUCCAGCAAUGAAAAAUGAUAGGAGUUGUUAGUCAGUAAGGACUUGUCCCUUGCUUUUUAUUCGACGCGUGCGCGGCGAUAGCGCAGCCCAUCGAUCGAGGGUCGAAUUCGAACCGUGUGAUCGGCAUCGUGCUCGCUGAAGGUGAAUGCCUUCAGGGAAGUCGUGUACUCCAUACGCAACUGCGCACAAUUCUGAGUCACUUGUAACUGCUUUGCCGUUACUUAUUUCAAAUUAUGGACUCAGACUAUUGUCCUAUCAUCUCAUAGAUUCCCUGGCACAUAAUAAUAUGCUACACAGUGGCAGAGGGGGUCGCAAAAUGCCGAUUUAUUACUAAUAAACCCCAGUGAUCCGAUCUAAAUCAGGGAUUUCGAUCGGAUCAUUGGGGGGGCACAUGCCACCCCUUCUGCCCCCACUGGCUCCACCAGUGUUCGUAUGAAUAGUUACAACAAAAAUGCAAGGAAAUUUAAUUAACUCCAGAUUCGACAGUGUUGUGUCAAACAUACUUAAUUUUGCUGGUGUUAUUAAGCCAGCAUAAUUAACAACAUUUGUGCUUUAGUGCUGUGAUAUAUAUUCGUUAACCAUACUAAAAGGAAUUUAUGUGGCUUCAUUAACGAAGGGAAACAGUUAAUCCUGACCAUUGCCACUGCACCUCACCGUUGCUUCCUUCUCCAUGAUCUCACAGCUAUUGAACAAUCAAAACCUGAAAUCCAAGGUUUCCUGAAAGUAUCCCAACAACUGACUUUAGGUCUUUACAUUUGCGACACACUCCUCAGUGCCACUAAUGACGGUGUAACUUCCCCUCCUAUCCUACACACGUCCCUCUCCUUGCAACCUCUCCCUAAUUAUAUCUAGAAUACAUUUAGGCAGGAUUUUAUUCCAAACUUAGACAUAAUUGGUUUUAUUUAGACUAUGAAACAUCUACCAGGUUAUUGCAAUACACCCUGUCCUCUCUUCUUAAAUGAUCCAUGUUACGUUAUUACCGAGAUUACAAAGUUCUCAACUACCUCCGUGUUUGUAUUAACACUUUGUUGUAGGCCGUCAGUUUAGACUGAUUAAUAUUGGAUCAAUAAAGUUCCAACCAAAUUAUUGAUCCUCAAUUUAAUUUCCUUGUAGUUUCGCUGUACUUAAUGCCUUAAUAUACAGUAUUGCAUGUGUGUGUAUAUAUAUUGUUUAUGGGAAACGUCCUUUGAACUGUUUGUAUGAUAGCAAUGUCAAUUUAUAAUUUGAACUUUAUUCAUGAUGUUGCUGCAUGCAUUGUUUCCCUCAUUCGGUUUUCUUUGUAUAUGGUGUAAAAUAAUAACCUGCCAAAGUUUUCAAACUGCUUUUCUCUUUAUUAAUGUGCAAAUUCGCCAUACAAUACAUAAAUUAUGAAGUGUGCAAGUGUUGUUCUCAAAUCGAGUUGCUUGUUCAUUGUAUUGUAUUUAUAAUAGGGAAAUGCAUGCACACUAUUCGCACAAUCAUAAGUGAACAAAUUGAUGGGACAAAAAUUGUCUGGUAUAAUGAAAAUAAAACUGAUUGGUAAGACUGGA
Lethenteron reissneri (Far Eastern brook lamprey) is the source of this 7790-nucleotide messenger RNA. Its product is annotated as pleckstrin homology domain-containing family M member 1-like. The record is from RefSeq and is a predicted model, not a curated record. Lineage: Eukaryota; Metazoa; Chordata; Hyperoartia; Petromyzontiformes; Petromyzontidae.